UGAAAACUAACCUCAAAUUUAAACUUUAAAUGAAUUCGAGUACAACACAAUUCUAAACUAUUUAUAAUCGAGUAAUUAUAUCCACAAACUUUAUUAAUAAAUAGUAUAUUAUGAAUUUAAUCAAGCAAGUCAUCCAACGAGUACCGAUUCGACCAACACUAGUCUCGAACCUGCCGCAAAUAAAAUGUAUAUCGGACAAUAUUACAGGUUUAUUAUCUAACAAACUAUCAUGCCUGACUAUCCAAGAAAGAUAUGGUUCAUCGUUGUAUCAAAUGCACAGGAAAGGGCCCCACAUAAAGCAAAGGAAAUGUCGCAAUCCCUUCGACGGUAACCCUUUCAUGAAAGGCGUCGUAUUGAAAACGUUGAUCAGAAAACCGAAGAAACCCAAUUCGGCUAAUAGGAAAUGCGUUUUAGUACGAUUAUCGAACGGCAAAGAAAUGAUAGCGUACAUACCGGGCGUCGGUCAUAAUUUACAGGAGCACAACAUAGUCCUGUGUCAAGUGGGUCGAGUGAAAGAUUGCCCCGGUGUGAAGAUACGAUGCGUCCGAGGGAAAUACGACCUCUCGCAUGUGAUUAAAGACAAAAAGUAGACCGUCGUAAGCGGAAAAUCCUUACUUCAUUUUAAUCGUAUUUGCAAAUAAAUCAAUUCAGGUAGGA
Messenger RNA from Phyllotreta striolata, 657 nucleotides. The record is from the annotation of a GenBank genome assembly. Lineage: Eukaryota; Metazoa; Arthropoda; Insecta; Coleoptera; Chrysomelidae.